Molecule: messenger RNA, 2017 nt
Organism: Marchantia polymorpha subsp. ruderalis
Lineage: Eukaryota; Viridiplantae; Streptophyta; Marchantiopsida; Marchantiales; Marchantiaceae
Source: the annotation of a GenBank genome assembly
CUGAUUUCUAAAAUUCUCAAUACCAGAAGAGAAGAAUGAAUCAUCCCUGAUGCAAAGAAUUCGAUGGAUAUUCACGGCAUACAAUUAGCUCAUAGCGGCAGGCAACGACUAGAACAUAGAUGCAAAUGGGCCAAGCUUCAAAGAGAGGAAGAACAUCGAGAGGAGCAGUAGAACUUCCGAAAAGAAGGCACAGCAUAUGAUUCGUCAUUGUACAUAACACUACUCUUCCUCGACGAACGAAGAGUGCUGUUGUUCCCUCGUUUCGAAUUGCAGCUCAGGAAGAGCGCAUAGGACGGAAAGCACGGAACAGGAGCAAGAUUAACAGUUGUGAUCUUAACACAGUGGAAAUUUUAUUUGGUGCUGGAGGUCUAAAGAAAGGCGAUCCUUACCUGUCUGUGAUGGAAGAAUUUGUUGUGGCCACCUCUAAUGGGCAGCCUUCUCCUCCGUUCAAGCACUUACACACGCGAGAGUAUUUGGGACACAAAAAGAAGGUGCACUCAGUCGCAUGGAAUUGCCAGGGAAAGAGGCUUGCCUCAGGCUCCGUAGAUCAGACAGCUCGUAUCUGGCACAUUGAGCUCCAUGGCUCGAGUAAAGCGAAGGAUAUGGAGCUGAAAGGGCAUACUGACAGCGUGGAUCAGCUUUGCUGGGACCCAAAACACGCUGAUUUGCUCGCUACUGCUUCAGGAGAUAAAACUGUUCGUCUUUGGGAUGCCCGCACCGGAAAAUGCUCGCAGCAAGUGGAGCUAAGCGGUGAAAACAUCAACAUAACAUUCAAGCCAGAUGGGAGUCAUAUCGCAGUUGGCAACAGAGAUGACGAGCUUACGAUCAUUGACGUGAGAAAGUUUAAGGCUAUCAACAAGCGCAAGUUUGGCUAUGAGGUCAAUGAGAUUGCUUGGAACACCACGGGAGAGCUGUUUUUCCUGACAACAGGCAAUGGUACUGUGGAAGUCCUAGCUUACCCAACCUUACAAACACUGCACACCCUAGUUGCACACACCGCUGGUUGCUAUUGUAUAGCAAUCGAUCCGUCUGGAAAGUAUUUUGCGGUGGGAAGCGCGGAUGCCCUUGUAAGCCUUUGGGAGGUUUCUGAAAUGCUUUGUGCACGCACUUUCACCAAGCUAGAGUGGCCUGUUAGGACGAUCAGCUUCAACUAUGAUGGACAAUAUAUCGCCUCUGCCAGUGAAGAUCUUUUUAUAGAUAUUUCUGAGGUGGAAACUGGAAGAUCUGUCUACCAAAUUCCGUGUCGGGCAGCCAUGAACAGCGUUGAGUGGAAUCCGAAGUACAAUCUUCUUGCAUUUGCUGCUGACGAUAAGAACAAGUACCAAGCCGAUGAAGGUGUUUUCAGAGUAUUUGGAUUUGAGAACCAAUGAGCAAGUGCAGACACAUGUCAUCUGGGCUUGUGUCCAGAGAGACAGAUCAUGUACAUCAGUAUUGGCUUCUAGAGAGGUCUUGCAAGACUGCUCCAGCACAUCCUCAACCGUUCAUAUAACUAUCUGAAGUUUGCCAGACUAGCAGGCUUCUUCGUGAUAGUGACCGAGCUUGAAAGUCAUGAGAUCGUUCUGAUGACGUGACUGCUAUCGACUACGUAUCAACAGCAUCGGUCGAGGACUACGUGUAUAUGGACGCUGUCAUGGUCUACCUUUUUUUGAAAAGAUCAGCAUUCCCAUGUCCCGACUGGAUUGUGACUCGUGGAAGAUACUACUGUAGCUGGAUAUUGUAAAGUAUCAAAAUUAACUUUUCACGGAAGAUUUGUCUGGCUCACCUUUCAGCUGAAUAUGUCCCAAGGGUCAGAUAACGACGCUAUAGAGUUAUGUAUUCCUCAGUUUGAAUCAGUGAGGGUCUAGAGUCACAAUCGUUGUGUAUUUAGCGUCAAUAUGUUCAAUCCGUUCAGGGAGAUCUUACUUUAGUAUGUCGAGUCAGCGUUGAUCCUGUGUAAAUUCGAAGAUAUCUCAAUUUGCGAUGACUGAUACGCUGUAGUACCCAUGGUGAACACGACAAUAUCAUUAAUAAUACGAAC